AUUGAAUAUUAAUUUUUUUUUGAGUACUACACACAAAAUGAUGACUACUUCUACAAUUAAGCCCAAGGGUGAUAUCAGCUCUGUAUUUUCACACCUUGGUGGUAAAGGCAUUGGCCUCGACCCUAGUUUUUUAACCUUAAAGCAAGAAAUUGCCCCCAAGGACCCUGCGAUUCUUAACAAUGCAUAUCAACGAUUAUUGACGUCCUUCCAAAAAGAAUCCGUCGAGAUUAAAGAAAAGGGAUCUUCUGUGAUUCCUCAAGUCUCCUUUGCAGAUAUUCAAUCUAACGGUGGACAGUUUCCUCCUUCAAUCGCACAAGAAAUCCGUAAGCGUGGCUGUGUAGUGAUCCGUAACGUCGUCUCCCGAGAAGAAGCUCAAGGCUACAAACAACAAAUCAAGGAAUACAUUGGUCAGCAUGCCAAAGAUCUCGGUGGGUUUCCUACCAACGAUCCUCAAGUGUGGGAAGUUUAUUGGUCUCGAGCCCAAGUAGCAGCCAGAAGUCAUCCCAACUUUAACACGGCCACGUUGGCCCUCAACAAGAUUUGGCACGCCGAGGAGAACACAGUGAUUGAUUUGGAAAAGAAUUUAGGCUACUGUGACCGUCUUCGUAUCCGUAAAGCUCAUGAUCAAAGUUUUGCCUUGCAAGAACAUAUUGAUAGUGGGUCCCUUGAACGCUGGUUGGAUCCUGAAUAUCGAAAAUGCUAUACCGAGAUUUUUAAUGGAAAUUGGGAGAACCAUGAUUCAUUUGAUGCCACACAUCGUGUUGAGGCACGCAUGGAUUAUUACAAUUCUCCUGGUGGAUGUUCUGUCUUUCGUAAUUUCCAAGGUUGGUUAGCCAUGUCUGACAUCAAGACGGGUGGAGGAACCCUUCGCGUCUGUCCUCUUUUAAAACAAUCGACUGCCUAUUUCUUGAUGAAACCUUUGAUCGAGGAAAACCUUUUGAAAAAUGAUUACAUUGGCGCACUCCCUGGAUUAUGUCAAGGUAUUGGUAAAACAGACUACCCUGAGAUUGUGGACACCAUGGUUUCAAUGCCCGAUGUGGGCUAUGGAGAUGCUGUCUUUUGGCAUUGUGAUCAAGUACAUGCGGUUGAGCCCAAGAACGAUUCGGAUGUAGACUCGUCAGUUCUUUAUAUUCCAUCCGUUCCUCUUUGCCGUAUUAAUUCCGAAUAUCUUGCCAUUCAACGAAAUGCAUUUGAAAGAGGCCUAACACCACCUGACUUUCCCGGUAACCAUUAUGAAGAAACAUUUGAAGACCGAGCUCAUGUGAAUAGCAUGAAUGCCGCAGAACAACUGAAUAUGGGUAUCACGACUUACCCCCCUCUCUCGGAUGAUGCUACAACAGGUCAAAAGAAGGCACUGGACACUCACAACAAAGCCCUUGGCUUUGCAUAAAUAAAUCCAUAUUUUUAUUAUAUAAUUAACCUUUUUUGAUCUUUUAUGGAAAGUUACACAGCAAACAAGGUUCGCGUAACCCAUUUACAAAAGGGAUAAGUAACCCUAAUCAUAUUCAGCCCUUUUUUCCCUUAAUUUUUUC
Messenger RNA from Mucor mucedo, 1532 nucleotides. Its product is annotated as DUF1479 domain protein. NCBI's taxonomy places the organism in Eukaryota, Fungi, Mucoromycota, Mucoromycetes, Mucorales, Mucoraceae. The transcript has 6 exons. The record is from RefSeq and is a predicted model, not a curated record. The coding region runs from base 38 to 1390 and encodes 450 amino acids.